GACCAAGAUGGCAGCGUAGUGUGUUUGUUUGGUUUGUUUGGCGUUUAUCAUCUGGCGCUGUUAUUAUGCGAAGAACAUGACAAAUAUCGACUAAAGUUUAUCACCAAGACACUUGUCGUGAACAAUACAUGAACUUGUUCCGAGAACCCGAUGGGUGACAUCCAAACGUUCUCUUUACAGCGUAGUAGUUACUAAAUAUCCUGUUGACGCCCCCCUUUGCGAGCCUUUGCAGCAAACCCAGGAGCUGAAGAAGAUGGCUUCGCUUUUUGAACAGUACGAGCAAGUGACAUCACAGACGACUGGGUACUCCACGGGCACAAGGACGGGCUACCCUGAGCAGGGUGGCUUCAUACGUCUCGAAGAGGAAGGUCAAAUUUUUAAGAAAUACAAGAUUGAUUUCAGGCCCACAGCACCAAUUACGCAUCUAGUGGUCGCAAAUGGCAUCGUUGUCCUCGUCAUGUCAAACAAUACGUUGCUGCGAAUCUACAGCAAAAAUCAAGAUCAGAACAUGGAAGUGGUGGACUUGAACAGAACUUUGGGCGACAGGCCUGCCAAAGUGUACCAGGUGUUUAUGGAUCCAAAUGGAAAGCACGUCAUCGUCAGCCUGGUUCAAAUGGACUGGGAGACCUCACUCGAGAACUACUACUUGUCACAGAAGGCUCCAAAUACUGCUCUGUCUAUGCACAAGCUGAAGGGUCAUGUUGUGAGUGCCGUUGGGUGGAACUUCGACAACCCUCCCGAUAAAAACUCCACCGAUUUUAUCUUGGUGGGCACCACAAAAGGUAUUAUAUUUGAGAUGGAACUGGUGGUCAGCGAAGUGCGAUCAUUUUUUUCGAGCCCCCCGGAUCAGUAUUGCAAACAGAUCUUCGACUUGGCUCUGGACGACAGCAUGGGUCCGGUGACGGGGCUUGCUUUUCACAAAUACGGCACGCAAGGAUCAGAAAACAAGUGCUUCAUCAUAGUGACCACUGCUAGGCGCCUGUAUCAGUUCGUCGGAACUUAUCCGACGUCCUGCGACCCUCCUGUCUUGCAGCGAAUCUUCCACGCCAUUGAAGACGUUUCUGAUCGCUGUGUCGAAGUGCCAAGUGGCUUGUUGUACAGCUGUCUGCAGUUCUACCAUGCAGGACCGAAACAAGUGCCCAAAAAGUUUGGGCUCAUGCUAGAACCAGGGGUCUUGGUUGGGGACGUGGUUGUAUCCGGAAAAGAUGCCAAGCCCGACGUCGUCGUGCUUAACCAAACGCUGAUUCAAUUCAACAAGGCUAUGAAGCCGCCGACGGGUACAUCAAAUCCACCGCUUUCCAUGGCGUUGACGGAAUUCCAUACGCUAGUGCUCUACGUGGACAGGAUAAAAGUAUACUGCCUUCUAAAUGGAGAGAUUGUCUUUGAAGAAGUCUUCUCGGAGAUGAAUGGUCGUAUGAUUGGCCUUGCCAAGGACCCCAUUACCGGCACCAUCUGGGUGUUCUCGGACUCCGUCCUCUACCGGUACAAGGUUGAAAAAGAAGACAGGAAUGUAUGGGGGGUUUAUCUUGAGCAAGGCAACUAUGAGGCUGCUAAAUACUACUGCAGAGGUGAUCCGGAAAAGCUGGACCGUGUGUUCAGGAAGCACGCUGAGGACCUCUUUGAGAAGAAAGAAUACGUCAGCAGCGCUGAAAUGUACGCGGAGACGUGCACAUCGUUCGAAGAGGUGUCGCUUCGCUUCUUGCAAAUGGCUGAAGAAGCUGAGGGCGACGACAAGGAAGAAGCCCUGCGUCGCCUCCUGGUGAAGAAGCUGGGCAAACUGAAGCCAUCCGAAAAGACACAGACGACCAUGAUUGUCAUGUGGCUCAUAGAGCUGUUCCUGAACCGUUUGGGCACGCUGCGAACAGCGGGAAGGCAGCACCAAGAACCAUAUCAGGGCCUAGUUUGGGAAUUCCAGAAUUUGCUCUCAGAUCCAAAAGUUGAGCAAUGUGUGGUCCACAAUAAGAGUGCAGUCUACAAGCUGAUUGCCAACCAUGGAGAGGAAAACAUUCUCAUAAUGUUUGCAAACAUCAUGAAAGAUUUUGAAAGGGUGAUCCAGUACCACAUUCAGAACAAAAGUUACAAGUCGGCAUUGGAGGUUUUGACGAAACAAAACAACCAGGAGUUGGUGUACCAGUUCUCUCCAGUGCUGAUGCAAUGCAUUCCAAAGGAGACCGUCGAAAUGUGGUUCGCACAGGGGAGAAGGCUCGAUCCUUCGCGCCUCAUACCUGCUCUUGUGCAGUAUGACAAAACAAACGACAAGGCCCACGGGUUUGAAGCUAUCAACUACCUGGAGUUCUGUGUGGACAAGUUGAAAAACGAGGACGAGGCCAUUCACAAUUACCUUCUAACCCUCUAUGCACGGCUGGAUCCCAAGAAGCUGAUGCAUUACCUAGAACUCCAGGGUCAGGACCAAACGAGAGUACGCUACGACCUGAAGUACGCCCUGCGGAUCUGCUCGGAGCUCAACCUGACCGAGGCCUGCGUCCACAUCUACACCACCAUGGAACUGUACGAAGAAGCUGUAGACCUGGCUCUCAAGGUCGAUAUUGGCGUGGCUAAAACAAUUGCCAGCCUGCCGGAGGUCAGCGAAGAACUUCGGAAGAAAUUGUGGCUCAAGAUAGCUGAGCAUGUCGUGAAAGAGAAAAAGGACAUUGUGCAGGCAAUGGAGUUUCUCCAAGAAUGCGACCUUAUCAAGAUCGAAGAUAUUCUUCCGUUCUUUGACGAAUUUGUCACCAUCGAUCACUUCAAGGAGGCCAUAUGUUCAUCACUGGAGGAGUAUAAUAAGCACAUAGACGAGCUCAAGGAAGAAAUGGAGGAAGCCACAAAGAGUGCCAAAGAGAUACGGGCUGAGAUUAAUGUCUUCCGCAACAAGUACUCCAUUGUCAAGGCAGAUCAGAAGUGUUCAGUCUGCAACUUUCAUGUCAUGAAUCAAGCCUUUUACAUGUUCCCCUGCUCGCACGUGUUUCAUGCAGACUGCCUCAUUCUCGAAGUUCAGCUGCACAUGAUUCCCACGAAGCGCAAUAGGAUAGAAGAAAUCCACCGACAGCUAGUGAGUAUUGGGAACCGCGACGACAACGUAUCAGUGUCGUCGAUGUCUGGUCCACUCACCCAGAGCACCAGGGAGAAACUAAUGAAUGAGCUGGAUGAUCUUGUGGCAUCAGAGUGCCUUUACUGUGGUGAAAUUGCGAUCCAGUCAAUUGAUGAACCAUUCAUUUGUCCGGAAGAGUUUGAAGAAGUUGUGAACGACUGGCGGUGACCUUUAAUUAAAGAUGCGCACUGUAGAGUGCAUGUGUUUUGUAAGAUGAAAUGUAUAUGAGUUAUAAAGGCAUAGUAUAUUUUGUAGGA
Messenger RNA from Ornithodoros turicata, 3345 nucleotides. It is a transcript of the gene dor, whose product is annotated as vacuolar protein sorting-associated protein 18 homolog. The record is from RefSeq and is a predicted model, not a curated record. Gene Ontology annotation, molecular function: protein binding; protein-macromolecule adaptor activity. The coding region runs from base 254 to 3256 and encodes 1000 amino acids. Gene Ontology annotation, cellular component: endosome; HOPS complex. Gene Ontology annotation, biological process: intracellular protein transport; lysosome organization; endosome to lysosome transport. The transcript is spliced from 28 exons. Lineage: Eukaryota; Metazoa; Arthropoda; Arachnida; Ixodida; Argasidae.